CUAAUCCAGAACUAAGCGUACUCAGGCAUCUCCAUCCUGUGUCUGGUACUAAGAUGAUCCCGUUCGCGACGGUGGAGGCGACCGAGGCGGCGCUCGGCCGAUCCCUGACGUUUGCGGAGGCCGCGUGGUUCCGGUACUCGGCGUCGACGCCGGACUACUGCCUCUGCUUCCACAACUUCGUCAUCCUCUUCGCCUGCUACACGCUCACGCCGCUGCCGCUCGCCCUGCUCGAGCUCUGCACGCCGGCGAAACUGACCGCGCCCUACAAGCUUCAGCCCAGGGUGCGGCUGUCGCUGGUUGCCUUCCUCCGCUGCUACACGGACACAGCGUGCGUCUUGUUGCUCCUCACCUUCGGUCCCCUCCUGCUCAUCCCCUACCCUGUCGUUAAGAUCUCGGGGAUCAGGACAGGGCUGCCGCUUCCGUCGGCGGGGGAGGUGGCGGCGCAGCUCUUGGCGUACAUGCUCAUGGAAGACUACCUGGGCUACUGGUUCCACCGCUGUCUGCACAGCGAGUGGUUCUACGACAAGAUCCACUACGUCCACCACGAGUUCAGAGCUCCCAUGGGAUUCGCCGCGGCACACGCGCACUGGUCCGAGUCGCUCGUGCUGGGCUUCGCCGCCUUCGUCAGCAUAGCCAUCGUACCGUGCCACAUAACCACCUGCUGGCUUUGGUUUGCCAUCCGCGGCGCCGUGGGUGUCGAGAUUCACUGCGGGUUCAGUUUCCCAUUCAGCCCCACCAAGCUUAUCCCGUUCUACGGAGGUGCAGAAUUCCAUGACUACCACCAUCGCUAUGGAGGGAAAUGGAACCACAGUAACUUGGCUCCGUUGUUCACUUUUUGUGACUAUAUAUAUGGGACGCAUAGUGGUUACAGGAACCAUAAGGCAGAGAUGAUGAAGCUGAAGGAUACCAAUGUUACUUUCAAGAAUGAAGGGUUUGAUGGAUCCGAAAGUUGGAAACUAGAAUAGAGAGUAUCGGCAAGACCACCUGUCAUGGUUAUGCUGUGAUUGGUUGGACCCAUAUAUAUAUAUAUAUAGUGCCAUAUAUCAUUUUCUAAAAUGAAUCAAAUGAAAGUGAAUACAAUUACCAUUGGCUAUA
Panicum hallii is the source of this 1095-nucleotide messenger RNA. Its product is annotated as methylsterol monooxygenase 1-1-like. Lineage: Eukaryota; Viridiplantae; Streptophyta; Magnoliopsida; Poales; Poaceae. The transcript is spliced from 5 exons. Gene Ontology annotation, molecular function: iron ion binding; C-4 methylsterol oxidase activity. The record is from RefSeq and is a predicted model, not a curated record. Gene Ontology annotation, biological process: sterol biosynthetic process. The coding region runs from base 54 to 965 and encodes 303 amino acids.